AUGCCGCGUCACGACGACUUUUACGUGCGCUACUAUGUCGGACAUCGUGGUAAGUUUGGCCAUGAAUUUAUGGAGUUUGAGUUCCGUGCAGACGGGAAACUUCGUUACGCCAAUAAUUCAAAUUACAAGAAAGACUCGAUGAUUCGGAAAGAAAUGACGGUGUCCAAGUCGGUGAUCGACGAGGUGAAGCGGAUCAUUAGCGACAGUGAAAUCACAAAAGAAGACGACAAGGAAUGGCCCGAGCCAGACCGUGUUGGCCGACAGGAACUGGAGAUCGUGUUGGGCAAUGACCAUAUUUCCUUCACGUGUGCGAAGAUUGGGUCCUUAUUGGACGUGCAAGAUAGCAAGGACCCUGAAGGUCUACACGUCCUGUACUUCUUGGUGCAGGACCUAAAGUGUCUGGUUUUCUCGCUGAUCACACUGCACUUCAAGAUCAAGCCCAUUCCGUAG
Peronospora farinosa is the source of this 450-nucleotide messenger RNA. Lineage: Eukaryota; Oomycota; Peronosporomycetes; Peronosporales; Peronosporaceae. The record is from the annotation of a GenBank genome assembly.